Molecule: messenger RNA, 952 nt
Organism: Setaria italica (foxtail millet)
Lineage: Eukaryota; Viridiplantae; Streptophyta; Magnoliopsida; Poales; Poaceae
Product: AP-1 complex subunit sigma-1
Exons: 8
Coding region: 200-685 (161 amino acids)
Biological process (GO): vesicle-mediated transport; intracellular protein transport
Cellular component (GO): membrane coat; AP-1 adaptor complex; intracellular membrane-bounded organelle
Molecular function (GO): clathrin-cargo adaptor activity
Source: RefSeq, a predicted model, not a curated record
UGGCUAGUCUGCUCGUAUCCGCAGGCCAUUUGCUUCCCCGCUGCAGGGAUCGCCGAUCUAGAUCUCCCGUUCACCGCCCCUCCCUCUCCCUCUCUCGUGGCUUCAUUCCUGUCGGCGCCGCCCUCCUCGUCAGGCCCUUCGCCGGCGACGAGCAUCCACCAGGAUCCAGAGCGUGCUACGACCUCUCCUGCCAUCCGCCAUGAUUAAUUUCGUGCUCCUGAUCAGCCGCCAGGGCAAGGUUAGGCUCACCAAGUGGUAUUCGCCAUACACCCAGAAGGAGAGGACCAAGGUUAUUCGUGAGCUCAGUGGACUCAUUAUUACACGAGGGCCCAAACUCUGCAACUUUGUCGAGUGGAGAGGUUACAAAGUCGUAUACAGGAGGUAUGCCAGCCUGUAUUUCUGCAUGUGCAUUGAUGCUGAUGACAAUGAGCUCGAAGUCCUUGAAAUCAUCCACCAUUUCGUUGAGAUACUCGACCGCUAUUUUGGCAGUGUAUGUGAACUGGAUUUGAUAUUCAACUUCCACAAGGCCUACUACAUACUGGAUGAAAUUCUCAUAGCUGGUGAGCUUCAAGAAUCUAGCAAGAAGAAUGUUGCAAGACUUAUUGCUGCACAGGAUUCGCUAGUUGAGGCUGCCAAAGAGGAAGCCAGCUCCAUAAGUAACAUCAUUGCUCAGGCUACAAAAUAAAUUCUACACCAAUCUAAUGCCUUCCCCUUUGCUCUAUCGUGUCGUUGUACUUGCACAAGUAAAUGUAAUGCACUGGACUGCUCCGUCAUGUGUUCUGUUUAUUUUUUUCUAAGGAAUACGGCUCCCCAGACUCCAGAUCAAUUAGAAUGAGGGUGACAUGACUACAUUGUAUGUGUACCUUUGCAAGUAAAAUUGGCAUAUUCCUGAUUGCUCAGGCAUAGUUGUAAAUUCAUUAUUUUAUGAGUGAAUUGCGUUUUCUUGAUCUCA